AUGGCGAUUGUGCGGUCGCCCCCGCUGCCGCCCGCGACGGCGCUGGCCCCGGUCGCCCCCCCCCCCCCCCCCCCCGCCGGCUCCUCCCCGCCUCCCUCCCCCGCCGGCGCCCCAUCCCCGCGCUGUCCUCUCCUCCCCGGCUCGCAGCCCCCUUUCCUCCCGCCCCCCAGCCGCCCGUGCUGGGCUGAUUGGGCGGCCGCGGCUGGCUCGCCCGCCACCCGCGCCGUUUCGGUGACCGCCUUGCGGAGAGCCUCGAGCUGGUGCUGGGUUGCCGGCUGCGGCGUCCUCACCCCCCUCCCUCCCCUUCCUCUUCCGGCGUGGCCUCGUGCCUGUCGAGCACCACCUUCUCCAACACCACCGAAACCGCACUGGGAGGCCGGCCGCCGUGGUCGUGGAGCUCGAGCCUAUGCUUGGGGGGUGGCUGGAAGGUCCGAGGUUGGCCCGGCUGUGAUUUCGUGGCGGCGGUCUCCGGCGCCGCCCGCCGGCACCGCGCCGCCGUUAAGGACUCCGGUGGUGACCCUGUUUCUAGACCCUCGAGGGCCGCGGUUCCGCCCUUUCCGCCCGUCGAUGGCGGCGCCGUUCGGCGUGGUCGUGGCGGUGGCAGUGCCCCUCGGCGCACGGGAAACCCUAGAGCCUUCCCUCCCUCCCCCCGGGGUGGGCUGGGCCGUCCGGGCCCAUUGGGCCGGCUGGGACGGGGGCUGUUGUUGGGCCCCUGGAUGCCUCCUCUGUCGGCCCAAGUCGGAGUGCCUCCCGCUCCCUGUGGGCUGCGGCCCCUCCCCCGCCUGA
This is a messenger RNA of Aegilops tauschii subsp. strangulata, 786 nucleotides long. NCBI's taxonomy places the organism in Eukaryota, Viridiplantae, Streptophyta, Magnoliopsida, Poales, Poaceae. The record is from RefSeq and is a predicted model, not a curated record.